UCAUCCCCUACAGCAAGGGAGAAAAUGUCCAGAAUCAUUGACUAACAAAGUUUGAAAAUCACAGAGAAAAAAUGGGAAGGAGUCCUUGUUGUUCAAAGGAAGGUCUAAAUAGAGGAGCUUGGACUGCUGUUGAAGACAAAACUCUUACAGAUUACAUUAAAGAACAUGGUGAAGGGCUUUGGAGAAAUCUCCCUAAAAGAGCUGGUCUGCAAAGGUGUGGGAAAAGUUGCAGGCUUCGGUGGAUGAACUAUUUGAGACCAGAUAUCAAAAGAGGUAACAUAUCAGUUGAUGAAGAAGAACUCAUCAUCAAACUCCACAAACUUCUGGGAAACAGAUGGUCUUUGAUAGCUGGGAGGCUUCCAGGACGAACAGACAAUGAAAUAAAGAAUUAUUGGAACGCAAACUUAAGUAAAAAAGUCGACGACCGCCGCCAAAAGACGGCUUCCGGAGCUUCGAAACAGGCCACUGGUGCAGGUGCUAGUGGUGGUGACGCUAAUGGUAAUGGUUCUUUUUCAACAAACGUGGUACGAACAAGGGCAACAAGGUGCUCCAAGGUUUUCAUAAACCCUGACACUUCGAGUGUUUCGAAGAACCAAACAUCGUCGGAACCUAAACAGGUUAAUGGGCUGUCGCCGGUGAUGUCUGAAUCCGACAACGAAGGGACCGAUUCCGUUUCGUCGGAUUUUACGCUUGACUUCAACAUGGGAGAGGAAGAGUUUUGUUUAUCGGAUCUUUUGAAUUCAGAUUUCUGUGAUGUGGACGAGCUUGAUUACGGCAAUGCUUCUUGUUCGUCAUCUUCAUCUUAUCAGACUCUCGGUUUCUCUGGCGAUAUGCUGAAAUGUGGGUUUGAACUUUGAAUCCCCGGUCGCCGGCUUCAUUUCUUGAAGAUGGAAUGAAAAUUGACUGCAAAGUAAAGAUUGAAUCAUCUAUGAAUAAUUCUCUAAAGACGUUUUCCGAUCA
Hibiscus syriacus is the source of this 960-nucleotide messenger RNA. Its product is annotated as transcription factor MYB1-like. NCBI's taxonomy places the organism in Eukaryota, Viridiplantae, Streptophyta, Magnoliopsida, Malvales, Malvaceae. Bases 72 to 857 code for a protein of 261 amino acids. The record is from RefSeq and is a predicted model, not a curated record. The transcript is spliced from 3 exons.